Boleophthalmus pectinirostris (great blue-spotted mudskipper) is the source of this 4644-nucleotide messenger RNA. It is a transcript of the gene tjap1, whose product is annotated as tight junction associated protein 1 (peripheral). The record is from RefSeq and is a predicted model, not a curated record. Gene Ontology annotation, biological process: Golgi organization. The coding region runs from base 263 to 2029 and encodes 588 amino acids. Gene Ontology annotation, cellular component: trans-Golgi network. Lineage: Eukaryota; Metazoa; Chordata; Actinopteri; Gobiiformes; Gobiidae. The transcript has 12 exons.
UUACCCGUGAUGCCCCGCGGUAAAGAUGGCGACCGCUGAGAGGAUCCGUAAGUUUGUGUGAGCGCGGCUCCGAGUCCGAGCGCAGCCGCCCAGAGGAGCCCGCAGCCCGGACACAGCCUCCGCCCAGGCCCGCUGUCCCCUCCCCGCUCAUCCCCGGGCCCCGAGUCCCCGCGCUGCCCGCUCUCCCCGCACCUGCUCCGGGCCUCGGAUUAAGGAGCCGAGGACAGAGGAGACGAGGAGGAAGGAGACGAGGAGCUAGGAGAUGAGUGCGGCGGCGAGGAAGCCGUACCGCAAAGCCCCGCCCCAACACCGAGAGACACGCCCCGCCCACCACCAGCCCGUCGCCCCGCCCCCUGAUGUCCCACAGGAGCCGGUGUCGGAGUCGGAGCGGGUCAGGAUGCUGGAGGCGCAGAACGAGGAGCUGCGGCGGCGUCUCUCUUUGUCCAAUCAGAGGACAGAGGCUCUGGGGGCGGAGCUGGACUCCUGCAGACACUACAUGGAGGCGGAGCUUAACCGCACCCGAGACGACCUGGACAAGAUGAGGGACAAGUUCAGGAGGCUGCAGAACAGUUACACGGCGUCUCAGAGAACCAAUCAGGAUCUGGAGGAGAAACUUCACGCGCUGCUGAGGAAGGUGGAGCGGGACAAAAAGACGAUGGACCAGGAGCUGGUGGAGCUCACCAACAAACUGCUGGACGCCAAAGGAACCAUCGACCGACUCGAGGAACUCAACGAGCGUUAUCGUCAGGAUUGUAAUCUGGCCGUGCAGCUGCUCAAGUGCAACAAAAGCCACUUCAGGAACCACAAGUUUGCAGAUCUCCCCACUGAGCUCCAGGACAUGCUCCACAAACACAUGAAGAACUCACUCCCAGAACACAGCGCCCCGGACAAGGACCCAGACUCGUUGAGCCUGACGCCGGCGGACGUGGUCCCGACCUCGGUCAUCGCCAGAGUCCUGGAGAAACCGGAGCCGCUGCUGCUAAACUCCGCCCACUCGCGCAGCAGCCGGCCAGUCGCAGAGGACGUCUUUGUGCACGUGGACAUGACGUCGUCGGACGCGCAGCCCAACGGAGCCAAUCACGCGGCGGCCGGGUCCCCCCCCCUGAGCGGGCGGCAGAACGGCUCGCCCCGCCCCCUCGCCGAGUCCCUCGAAGACGUCUCCGUGUCCAAACUGAACCCGUACCCGGCCCCGCCCCCCCCGCUGCAGGCCCCACCCCCUCACGCCCUCUACCCGGGCCGAAAGGUCAUCGAGUUCUCGUCGGACGACCGCGUGAAAAUCCCCAAGAACAGCCCCCUCCCCAACUGCACGUACGCCACGCGCCAGGCCAUCUCGCUCAGCCUGGUGGAGAGCCCCGCCCCCUCCGCCGCCUCACACCGCGCCUCAGCCAAUCAGAGAGAGGCCAUGAGCGAGCCGCUGUCCAGCCAGAGCAGCCCCUUCAGCAGCCCCCCACAGGCUCUGAGCGGCGGCCCGAGCUCCGGCAGUUCGGAGGAGGACCUGCUCAACUCGUGGCAGAGAAUGUUCGUGGACAAAAUGGCGCCGUCGGACGCGCUGCACCGCACGGCCUUCAGCAGCCAAUCGGUGCGCGAGCUGCAGCGCCGGGGCGGGGCUUACUCUGACGGAGAGGAGGUCUCGUCCAAUCAGAGCUGGACUCCGAGCCGAGGGUCCAGUCUGGACACGGACACGGACCCGGAGACCAGACCGAGACCCAGCGAAGACCUGCUCCUCCUGAAAGACCCCAACCCCCCCAGUCCCGGUUCGCUCUUGGACUCGUCGCUGAUGUUGGGCGACCCCGAAAUGGCCGACAGGAAGUGUCUCCAUGACGACGACGAGGAGGAGAGGGACGUCCUUCCCGUGGACCUGCCAAUCAUCUGUCCCCGCCUCCUGGACCCCGCUCAGCCAAUCAGCUCGCAGCACCCGGCCCCCGCUCCACAGCGCCCCCCGAAGAGCCCCAAGCGCAUGGGCGUCCACCACCUGCACCGCAAAGACAGCCUGACCCGCGCCCAGGAGCAAGGCACUCUGCUCGACUGAACCCACAACCCACUGACCCGCACUCAGGAGCAAGGCACUCUGCUGGACUAGAACCCCCAACCCCACUGACCCACUGACCCGCGCCCAGGAGCAAGGCACUCUGCUGGACUAGAACCCCCAACCCCACUGACCCGCGCCCAGGAGCAAGGCACUCUGCUGGACUAGAACCCCCAACCCCACUGACCCGCGCCCAGGAGCAAGGCACUCUGCUGGACUAGAACCACCAACCCACUGACCCGCGCCCAGGAGCAAGGCACUCUGCUGGACUAGAACCCUCAACCCCACUGACCCACAGACCCCAUGCCGACGAGCAAAGCACGCUCUGGACUAGGACCCCCAACCCCCCAGGCCCAGGAGCAAGGCACGCUCUAGACUGAACCCCUGACCCCGAGCCCACGGGCAACACACUCUCUGGACUAGAACCCCCGACCCCACGAGCAAGGCACUCUGCUGCACGAUGAACCUGAAUGUUUAAAUUUUCUGACCCAGGACUCGAACCAGAGACCCUCUGGUGUGAGUGCGAGGGCUAACCACUCUGCCACUGUGCUGCUGAACAAGCCCCGCCCCCUAUCCUGUCACUCACACAGGCCCCGCCCUCAUAAGCCCCGCCCCGUCUCCUGUCACUCACACAGACCCCCCGCCCUCCUAAGCCCCACCCUCUCCCCCGUCAAUCACACAAGCCCCGCCCCCUCUCCUGUCACUCAAACUUUAGCCCCGCCCCUGAGUCUCAAACAGGAAAUGAUCUCACAGGAUUUAAAUUUAAAUUUCAUGAUUUAAACUUUUCUUUUAGUUUUUGAAGCGUUUUUUAAAGUUUUAAUUUAAUGUAACCUGAGUUUAGUUUAAUUUUAGACUUUUAAUGAGACGUGUUUAUGAACGCUACUUUUACUUUUGACUGUUUUCGAUUUGAAUGUUUCUGCAGAGGCCUGACGGAGCCGCGAUCCCGACUCUCGAUCCACAACCUGAAUCUGGAACUUUCCACGAUGGACGAGACUCUAAUCGCAUUUUUAAAAUUAAAUUACACAAAUUACUAAACGAUUUAUAAAAAGUAAAAGAGAAAAUAGAGCGUUGUCUCGACGGAAGAAAACCGGGACAUUUUCUCAGUUUUCCCAAAUUUGGUCAGAGAUCCUUUCACCAGGAUCCGCCGCGUCUCGAUGUUUUAGACUCGUUGUAGAUGAGGUGUUUUCCCAAAGUCUGGAAUAAGAGGAAGUCGAAACAUGCAGAUCUGUUUCCAAACAUCUGACGCUUUUGUGACGCAUGAACCUACGGAAGCCGAGAGGGGCCACAACAAACGCAAACACCGCAACAAACACAAAAGCCACAACACAACAAAAAGCCACAACAAAACAAAAAGGAAAGCCACAACGGAAAUGACCGCGGGACUCUAUUUUAAUGCAAACGCCGCAACAAAUACAAAUGCCACAACACAUUAAAAAGCUGCAACACGUUAAAAAGCCGCAACACGUUAACAAAGCCGCAACACGUUAACAAAGCCGCAACACGUUAACAAAGCCGCAACACGUUAACAUAGCCGCAACACGUUAACAAAGCCGCAACACGUUAAAAAGCCGCAGCACGUUAAAAAAGCCUCAAUACGUUAAAAAGCCGUAACACAUUUAAAAAAGCCACAAAUGAAAAAGCCGCAACACGUUAAAAAGCCACAACACAUCGAAAAACGCCGCAACAUGUUAAAAAGCCGCAACAUGUUAAAAAGCCACAACAUGUUAAAAAGCCACAACACGUUAAAAAGCCACAACACGUUAAAAAGCCACAAUGGAAGUGACUGCGGGACUAGAUUUUCCGACGGACCGAUCAGAUUUCAUUGUUUCACGUUGUAGUUGUUCUUCACUUGCCGCUUGAUCGGUCCGUCGGAAAAUAGAGUCCCGCGGUCACUUCUGUUGUGGCAUUUUAAUGUGUUGUGGCAUUUCCGUUUGUGUUGUGGCGUUUGCAUUAAAAUAGAGUCCCGCGGUCAUUUCCGUUGUGGCUUUUUUUUGGUUUGUUGUGGCUUUUUGUUGUGUUGUCGCAUUUGUAUUUGUUGCGGCGUUUGCGUUUGUUGUGGCCCCUCUCGGCUUCCGUAGUGAACAGAACAAACUGUUUAAAGAAAGAGGGUUUUAAUCUCAUAGUGGUAUCGGUAUCGGUAUCGAGUCUGUUCCGUAGAAUCGCAGACGCGGCACUGACUCUUCACUCACUCUUCGUUUUGGCUUCGUCAGGCCUCCGUACUUCUGUCUGUCUGUCGUGUUUUUAACCAACAACACUGCACUUUUCACCACCGAGCCGCCUGAUUGGCCGCUCCCCUCCGGACGAGCCGCCUGAUUGGCCGCUCCCCUCCGGACGAGCCGCCCGAUUGGUGGAUUAUUCGUGGAUGUAUUUAGCACCGAUCACAGCCUGAAUCACUAAUGUAUCGACACAGGAUUGGACAGGGCCGGUGCAUUGUGGGAAACGCGGUCCGGCGCCGUGUUUCCCAGCAUGCACCGCGCGCUGAACCCACAGGUCACAGAUUGUACCCUCUGACCUCUGACCCCUGCUGUAACGUGUCACUUCCUGUUCGGACUGUUAGAGACGAAUGCGUUUAUUUUGUAAACGAGUAUUUUAAAACAAAUUAAAUAUUUUAAACUUUA